CUUCAGCAUUUCUGCUACUCUUCUACAGAGCGUCUUCACCACCACCUCCACAGCCCAUCAUCAACAUGGCCCUCUGGCUCCAAGCUGUGUCUCUGCUGGUGCUGCUGGCCCUCUACCCUGGGGCAGACGCUUCAGCUGCCCAACACCUGUGUGGCUCUCACCUGGUGGACGCCCUCUAUCUGGUGUGUGGAGAGAAAGGAUUCUUUUACAAUCCAAAGAGAGAUGUGGAUCCCCUGACAGGGUUUCUCUUUCCAAAACCGGCCCAGGAGAACGAAGUUGCCGUGUACCCGUUCAAAGACCAGAUGGACAUGAUGGUAAAGAGAGGCAUCGUAGAGCAGUGCUGUCACAAGCCUUGCAACAUCUUCGACCUGCAGAACUACUGCAACUGAGGCCUGUCGCACCGCUUAGCCUGCUCUUCUCUCUGCCACUCUCCAAUGCUCAGAGGCAUCAUCCCCGUCUCAAAGAAAAGCUUCAAGUGCAGACAAGAAAUGGCAUAGACAUGUUUUAUUUUUCCUAGAAAAUAAAGUUCUAUGAAAUGA
This is a messenger RNA of Salvelinus namaycush (lake trout), 539 nucleotides long. RefSeq names its product insulin-like. Gene Ontology annotation, cellular component: extracellular region. The transcript has 3 exons. Gene Ontology annotation, molecular function: hormone activity. The record is from RefSeq and is a predicted model, not a curated record. The coding region runs from base 66 to 389 and encodes 107 amino acids. Lineage: Eukaryota; Metazoa; Chordata; Actinopteri; Salmoniformes; Salmonidae.